GUGUUAGUCUUUAACGAGUCUUUGAACAUUGAAGAUGCCGAUCAUCGACAACGAGCUCAUCGGUGAGGGAAGUUCAGGUGAAUUCCAAAUUCCCAAUGUCCCUCUUGGUAUUUUUAUCGAAACGUCAAUUCGAAAAAAUGUUGAAGCCCACGGCAAUUCAAAAUGGCUAACGGAUGUUUCGACAGGUAAAUCGAUGACUUACCAUCAAUUGUUCCAGAGCAUGAGAUCAGUGGCAUCCGGGCUGCGCAAGAGAGGCUUCCAGACGGGUGACAAGUUAGUUGUGAUUGGUUCCAACUUUAUUGAAAUUCCUUUGGUAUCACUGGCCGUUUGGCGAGCCGGGGGCUCUCAAGCCUGUCUCAGCGUGAACCUGUCUCACGAUGCCAUUGAUCAUCGCAUGAGAGAGAUUGGCAACAAGUUUGUACUAACCGAUUACGCCAGAGCUGGUCGGAUCGUUGACGUUGUCAAAGGACUGGAUUUUGUACGAGAAGUGUUUGUAAUCGGAGAUGAACCCGUGACUGGCUGUACCCAAUUUAACGAGUUGCUAAAAGACCCCGGAGAUGAAUGUCCUGAAAAUCUGGAUGAUGUCGACAUGAGUUCUAUGGCCUGGCUUGCUUACACCAGUGGGACAACGGGAUUGGCCAAAUGCGUCGUUAUGCCACAUAAAACAGUCGUUGGAUCGUUAUCACGUUUUAAACCGUCGGAUAAUCAAGUUGGCACCAAAUUUCUUUUUGUUAAUCCAAUGAACAACACUUAUGGACUAUCACUGCUGCUAGGGAUGACACUGGGGUGUCGUGACAUCUACUGCUUGUCGGAUUUUAGUGAAGACAAUUUACUCUCUGCCAUUCAGCAAUUCAAGCCGGUGGCAAUAAGCUUGUUUCCGGCUCACAUCGCUUGGCUUUGCAAGCAUCCGCAUUUGAACAAAUUCGACUUGUCGAGCGUUAAGACCGUUUCCAUCGCGGGAUCGUCCAUUAAUCCUGCGUACGAGCGCCAGAUAUUCGACAAGCUGCCCAACCUGCUCUUCCUUAACAAUGCAUACGGUAUGACCGAAGUCGGGUUGACUUGCCAACAUCCCACACCAACAGACUGGGCGACGUUGGACAAAUCUCAAGCUAUAGCAAGGCACGUUUUUCGUUCGGUUGGAAUAGUGGGGCCAUUCUGCAAACUCAAGGUGAUUGACUGCGAAACGGGUGAAAAACUCGGCCCGAAUCAAGUGGGGGAGAUCUGCUUGCAAUCGCCUUUCAUGUUGAAAGAAUAUCUCAACAGACCGAAGGAGACGGCUGAAUUCAUCAGAGGCGGAUGGGCCCAUACUGGCGAUAAGGGCUACUAUGAUGAGAAAGAACACGUUUACGUCAUAGGCCGCUACAAGGAACUCAUCAAGUAUCGUAAUAUCCACGUGGUGCCCACCAACGUUGAAAAAUACUUGAUGGCCCAUCCUGCUGUCGAGGAUGCGGCUGUGGUUGGACUUCCGCACGACAUUGACGGCGAAUGGCCGUUGGCGUUCGUCGUUUUGUCACGUGAGAUGCACGUAACGGCCGAGGAAUUAAUCGCUUACAUGAACGAGAAAGUUAUGGACGAAGAAAAAUUGCGGGGUGGAAUACGAUUUACCAACAAAAUCCCUCGAAACGAUUUGGGGAAAAUAAUUCGGCCGGAGCUGAUGAAAUUGCUGCAGUUGUAACGAUAUAAAACUUCAGAAUCCUUUGUCAGAGCCUCAGAGGGUAUUUUUUAAAAAGCAAGUUAGUGUCACGUCAGAUAUAUAUUUUUUAAAUACAAAUGCGAUCAGCCAAACUGAAUUUUGCCAACUUCAUUUAAACUUCAAUAUUAGUGUCUAGCGACCACGAUUUAUCUUUGCGUCUAGCUUUUUCAUG
This is a messenger RNA of Daphnia pulex (common water flea), 1865 nucleotides long. RefSeq names its product 4-coumarate--CoA ligase 1-like. The record is from RefSeq and is a predicted model, not a curated record. Gene Ontology annotation, molecular function: CoA-ligase activity. NCBI's taxonomy places the organism in Eukaryota, Metazoa, Arthropoda, Branchiopoda, Diplostraca, Daphniidae. Bases 35 to 1675 code for a protein of 546 amino acids. The transcript is spliced from 12 exons.